Molecule: messenger RNA, 1814 nt
Organism: Xenopus laevis (African clawed frog)
Lineage: Eukaryota; Metazoa; Chordata; Amphibia; Anura; Pipidae
Gene: hpd.L
Product: 4-hydroxyphenylpyruvate dioxygenase L homeolog
Biological process (GO): L-tyrosine catabolic process; aromatic amino acid metabolic process
Cellular component (GO): endoplasmic reticulum membrane; nucleus; cytoplasm
Molecular function (GO): mRNA m(6)A methyltransferase activity; protein homodimerization activity; 4-hydroxyphenylpyruvate dioxygenase activity
Source: RefSeq, marked provisional
AUAUCAGCUCUUCUCACUGCUACUGAAUCAGGAGAGAUGACUUCCUAUUCGGACAAAGGAGAAACGCAUGAACAAGGCAGAUUUCUAAGGUUCCAUUCUAUAACACUGUGGGUUAGCAAUGCAAAACAAGCAGCUUCUUUUUAUUGCAAUAAACUGGGAUUCCAGCCAUUUGCAUAUAAAGGCCUAGAGACUGGCAGCCGGGAGCUUGUAACCCACGUUGUGAAGCAGGACAAGAUUGUAUUUCUGUUUGUAUCUGCACUUAUUCCUGGAAAUGAAGAAUUUGGAGCCCAUCUACAGAAGCAUGGUGAUGGUGUAAAAGACGUAGCAUUUGAAGUAGAGGACUGUGAAUUCAUUGUCCAGAAAGCCAGACAGAGAGGAGCUGUCAUAGUGAGGGAGCCAUGGGUUGAAGAGGACAAAUUUGGCAAAGUGAAGUUUGCUGUAGUCCAAACGUAUGGAGAUACGACCCACACGUUAGUGGAAAAAUUGGACUACAAUGGUAUCUUCCUACCUGGUUAUGAACCUCCUCUGUUUCAAGAUCCUCUGCUACCAAAACUCCCAGAUUGCAAACUGAAUUUCAUAGACCACGUAGUGGGAAACCAGCCUGAUCAAGAAAUGGUUCCAGUUACUGAUUGGUACCAGAAAGCCCUUUUGUUUCAUCGUUUUUGGUCUGUCGAUGACAAGCAGCUUCACACGGAUUUCAGUGCCCUACGUUCUAUUGUGGUUGCCAAUUAUGAGGAGACAAUCAAAAUGCCAAUAAAUGAGCCAGCUCAAGGGAAGAAAAAGUCUCAGAUACAGGAAUAUGUUGAUUAUUAUGGUGGCCCUGGAGUCCAGCACAUUGCUCUCAAUACAUCUGACAUUAUUAGUUCAGUUUCCAAUUUAAAAGAACGAGGAAUGGAGUUCAUGUCAGUGCCUUCCUCUUAUUACCAGACCCUACGUGAGAAACUCCAAACAGCCAAGAUCAAGGUUACUGAAAAUAUUGACAAGUUGGAGGAACUAAAGAUUUUGGUGGAUUACGAUGAUAAAGGCUAUUUGCUGCAAAUCUUUACAAAACCUGUCCAGGACAGGCCAACUCUAUUUCUAGAAGUCAUCCAGCGCCAUAAUCAUCAGGGUUUUGGAGCUGGAAAUUUUAAAUCCUUAUUUCAAGCCAUUGAAGCAGACCAGGCUGCACGAGGAAACCUCACAGCUCUGACACCAAAUGGAGAUCUGGAAUUUCUGUAGGACUGGAAGCCAAUGAUCGAUAUUUACUUACUAUCAUACUUGCCAAAAUUCUCUUUAAAUUGGAAGAUAUCUGAUGAAUAUCAUAUGCAGGGCUGUGCUGAAAUCUAUGAAGUCCUAUACUGGGAAUUUAUAGGGUUUUCUUUAAUGGUGAACGCUGGCAUGUAUGACUCUGCAGUACUUCGAAUGCUGGUGAUUACAAAUUGCUCUUAAAACUUUUGUUUAUCGAUGAACUUGAUAUUCAUUUGUAUUGGACAGUACAGCAACAUUGCAUUACAAUUCAGUACCAGCUCAUUUUAUAUAAUCCAUAAUAUUUUGCAGUUAAACCAUAAUAUAAAAUGAAAUUAAUGUUAAAUAUUUUCUAACUAUAGGCAAAAAUUGCAUUCAGUAAACUCAAGAGUUUCAUAAAUAAGCAUUUCAUAGUUCUGAACAUGUAAAUGAGACACCUUAUGUAGGUGCAUGCAGCUUUGAGGGAACAUUGCUUGCAGCAAGUUUGUAUCAUUGGUUAUAUGUAAAGGAGUGAUCCAAUAACAUACUUACAUAAAAUCCCACAAUAUUACAUUUGUUUCCUACAAUAAAAAUGUAUUGCAGACAAAUGG